Messenger RNA from Mercenaria mercenaria, 3295 nucleotides. RefSeq lists its product as uncharacterized. The record is from RefSeq and is a predicted model, not a curated record. The coding region runs from base 147 to 2024 and encodes 625 amino acids. The transcript has 2 exons. NCBI's taxonomy places the organism in Eukaryota, Metazoa, Mollusca, Bivalvia, Venerida, Veneridae.
AGCUGAUUGAUUUUCAUAAUUAGAUCUAUGUUCUUGACAGGAUACGUCUUGUGCAGAAUCCAAUUUGACACUUGUUGAUCCAAUAAGGUUUUGCCUCUGUAACGGAAUUUUCAUUUAAGCAAAUAUGGAUAAACUGAAAGAUCAUCAUGGCACACCUAUAUUUGGCAGAUGUUCCAAAUAGUACCAAAAGGUCUACAGAAACUAUUUACGAAAUCAAAGCACCACUAGCAACUUUUGAUACAAUUGAUUUAGAUGAUUGGGAAGAAGACACUGCAAAGAAAAGUCCAAACAAAGAAGAAGUAAAGAAUGAUAAAACUGAAAGGUGUGAUAAACCUGAAAAGGGAAUUGAAGAAAUAAGUGAACAAAAAUGUUCUAGAAGUGAAAGUAAGCAGAAAUCUGAAAAAAGUAGUGCAAACAAUAAGGAAAAUAACAAGCUAGAGAUAGUAGACAACAAAAUUAUCAAACACUUAAAAAGUGAUAUAAAUGCUAGUGUUGCAAAGGAAUUGGAAACACCAACACCAACAGAAGAAUCUGCACAGUUUGAUAAUGAAUCAUUAAACAGUGAAACAGAAAACAGUGGUCAUAAGCCUGAGGGAGCCCCAAGUGAUUUAAUGGACCCAAAUAGUAGUGAAAAUAAUGCAAGUGCUGAAGAAAUACAAACAAAACUUAAACAAAAGGGUAGAAAGCAUAAAGAAAAAGCCAGUAACGUGAAAUAUGAAAAGAUUGAGAGCUUCUCAGAUAUUUCUGAUUAUGAAAAAUCAGAAAACCAGUCACCACUGCCUGUGGUAAAACUGAGAAGCAAGGCUUAUGACAGUGACAGUGAUAGUUCUGAUUCAGACAGUGGGUUUAUAAGAACUGGUUUUGUUACAACAAGGGGUGCUGGUGCAAGGCACUUAAGAGCUGGCUUUUCAAAUUCUGCGCCCGGCUUAGACUUUGUGGACUCUGAUUCAACACCUUGUAGUUCACCAAAAGUUACACGGCCAGUUAUUCCCCCACCUCUUAGUAAGGAAGACGCUGCUAAACUUUCCAAGAAAAAAGCAUAUGAAAAAAGACUACAGCGUUUGCAAGUUACAACUACUCCCAUUGAACGCCCUCGAAGUACAACACCUAUUAAUAUUGUAGCUUUAGAAGAAUAUGUUAAUAUCAGUUCACCAGAAAAAUCUCCUGCAAAGGGUAGUCUUGAAAAAUUAAAAAUAAAAUUACCCUUGGAUGAGACUGGAAGAACAAAAAGUCCAAGGCGUACAGUGAAAUCAGCAACAUGGGAAUCAGGGGAUAAUCAGGUAUUCAGUUUUAAUGAGGAAUUACUUUUUACACAUACAAAAUCAGCCAUUCUUCUGGAUGAAGAUGGUAAUAAAUACCAGUCACCAAAACGGAUUUUAGUUCCUCCAACUUUAUCUCCGAAGUUGUCACCAGCGCGUUCCCCAAGAAGUCCAAGACGGUUUUGUCAGGACACACAUAAUCUUCCACGCUAUGUAUACAGUCCCAAGUCUCUUAAGGUGAAUAAAAGUGAAGAGAUUUCUAAAGUCAUUGCUGCAGAUGCAGUAACUGAACAAGCCAAUUGGGCGAAAUUUGAUGAAGUGCCAAAGGAAAUUGAUGUUUUUGAUGGUGAAGAAACAAACAACUCGGCCAGUAUUGCUCAAACUGAAAAUGAACUAGAUAAACAGGGUGAAACAACAGAUUUAAAUGCCAGUAUUGAGAUUUUUGAAGACAAAUCAAAAGUUUUAGAUGAAAAUGCCAAAGAUGAUAAUUUUGAUAAUGAUGUUGAUAAUGAAGAAAUACUCACUGUAAAAAUUGACAAAACCGGCGACUUUACUAAAUGUGAUAUUGAAUGUCAUACUGCAGAGAGAUUGAGGAAUGAUGCAGAGAGUUUGAAAAAUGAAAAAGGUUUAGAUAAAACAAAUGAAAUUAACAGUAUUGAAAUCAGAACUGAAACUGACAGGGAUAAAUAUAGUAAAGAGAAAAGAAACGGCACUUGCAUUAUUAGUGAUGAUGACAAAGAACAAAAUUUUGAUUCUCUUUGUUAAAAAAUGUAAAACAUUUAAUUCCAUUCAGGCUCAUAAGUGCUGCUGAGGUGAAAGUAUAUUAACUAAGUAAGUUAUGUUACCACACAUAUUUUGUACCAAACUGCUUUCAAGUUUGCUAUCGACAGAACUUGCAUCACCAUAAUUAUCAUCACAUUGACACAUAAAAUUCAAUGAAAAAGUGAGUAUAAGUUUGAAAUACAUUCCAGACAUGGUGUGAAAUUACAGGUCGUAACAGGAGGAAAUUAAUCGUCUUUCAGGUUUUGAUCCAUUAACGGAGCAUUAUCAACUACAUUGAAAACUGUCUAGACUCUUCAUUGUUCGAAGUCUCAAAAUGUUAAUAAUCUGUUUAUAACGCCAUGUGCUUGGGAUUUUGUGAAGUGCAAUACAAAGUGUUUUUAUACUUGGAUAUAUGUGCCAUUGUUAUUUGAUUAAGAUUUUCACCUCGGAAUUGCCAAUAAGAAUUUGAUAAUAGGAGCAAGAACGUUUCCGCGCAUGGAUGUUUGAGAAAUUAGCGCAUACUGAAAAUGUUUGUUACAAGCUGAACUUUAUGUGAUAAUCUAUUGUUGAUUGUUGACGCAAGCCUUCAGUGUAUUUACCUUCUUUGUUGUUAUUUUAUUGUGAGUAUAACUUUUCAUGUUAAAAAAAACAGACUUUGAAGAACCAGACUUUGAAGGACACCCAGAAACUGUACAAUUGUAUAUGAUAUUUAAAAGGCUAUUAGAUGUCCAAGUUAUUACCUAAUUCCCCCCCAAAAAAGGCAGGCAAUAUUUACUGUGGAUCGUAUAUCGAAUAUCUGUCAGCAGACGUGAUUAUUGAUGUGUAAGAUAUAAUUUAAGAGACUGGUGUAUGAACGUUUUUCGUUAAAAAUAACUUAUGACUGACAGACACAAGUCUGUAAUUAUUUGAACUUGGCUUUGAACUCGAAGAAAAGGUGUUGAGGUGUUCUUAAAAGGAGUUCAUAUGUACCUAGAGCUGUGAAACAUCUUUGAAAAUCACUGAACAGAGACUGUAUUAAAACCCAAUACAUGUACUAUUGAUUCCAGUAAAGUGCACAUGUAUGCACUCACUAGGUACACAUGCACUUAAAGUCAAGUUCAUCUUCUUAACUACCAAGGGGAAAUUGCAAUUUACCAUGGUAUCACAGUAUCCAAGAAAUAAAACCUCAGAAAUGGACAUUUGGCAGUCUCCAAAGUUUGAUGUGUGACAUUUCAUCACCAAAUAUUCUUGUCUGUGAUUUUUGACAAAACUUCAAUGCCAGUUGGAGGAGCAGG